This is a messenger RNA of Schistosoma haematobium, 826 nucleotides long. RefSeq names its product RNA polymerase II associated protein 1. Lineage: Eukaryota; Metazoa; Platyhelminthes; Trematoda; Strigeidida; Schistosomatidae. Bases 335 to 694 code for a protein of 119 amino acids. The transcript has 4 exons. The record is from RefSeq and is a predicted model, not a curated record.
UUUCCCACGUCUAGUAUGAGGUAUUACCUGUUAUAUUGGGAAUAGUUAAAAAUAUGUUAUACAAUUAUACUAUAGGACAAGUUAUUAAUUAAAAACAAAAGAUCUAAUACAACUACGUACUUGUACAAGUUACUAAUCUCCAUCUAUAUCUAUAUUAUUGCUAAUUCUAUUCAGGUUUUGUACAUUCAUUGAAUUUCUGUUUAGAUGUGACGGUUUUUCGAAUUGUUAUCUUCUCUUAGUUUUCAUUUCAAUUGUUGGCAGUUAUUGUGGACUUAGAUUUUAUUUAGGUUAUCUUAUAUAGACGCUUUCAACGCUACAGAACAUUUUACACGAAAUGAACUAUUUAUACAAUAAAGAUAAUCGGGAUAGUGAAUUUACUCAACAAUUUGUACGUUUAUGUAAAUUAUUACCUCAAAUGACAAAUGUCAAACCAACAUCAUCAUCAUCAUCGUCGUCUAUGCAAACAAUCGGUAAUAAAACUGAUAUUCUAAAUUUACUACGAUUUUAUAAACAAACUAAUAAACAAUGGUUACAACCAAAGAAAUCCAUCGAAUUGAAUACAAAUUUACAUGUUGGUCUACAUGAUUCAUUAGUUCAUUUAAUUCAUAAUGAUGAUGAUAAUAAUGAUUAUGCCGACAUAACUAGUGCAACAACAUUUAAUGAAGCUAUUUUCAAAGCAUCUAUUGAAUGUUAAAAUGCUGAUACACUACCUAAGCAUCGUCAACUUUACUGGAUUGAAUUAUUUGAAAGAGUAUGAGGAAGGCAGUAAAGGAAAAUCAAUUUAAAGGAGAAAAUAAAGUUUAACUAAAAUCAUACAUCUAAAGAU